AUGACCGAUGAAGAAAGUGAAUCCGUACGAGACGCGUGGAUUGGCUUCCUGUGCUCACAGACCGACCACCUCCUCCCUCAGUUCGCUGUAUGCCCCCUGGACCUUGCGAAAGCCCGUGGUGUACUUGAAGAACACCUGGCCGCGGUGCGCGUAGCUGAAAACCUGCUAUACCAACGCUUUAACACCAUGCUCCCCGUACAUCGCCUUCCCGACGAGCUCCUAGCACACAUCAUGGUGUAUACUUGCGCGGCGGACGAAUCGUCAUGUUACCUUCCCGUGAAACUUAUGACAGUCUGCCAAAGGUGGUACACUGUCGUCACCUCCUUUCCCGAGGUCUGGGGAUCUCCGCCGCCCCGUUUUACCGAAAGAGGCAUCCAGUCCAUACUCUCGCGCUCCAAGUCUACCCCUCUGCAUAUCAGCUGGAACAUGCCUGGCCUUUCCGUGACGGACACAUUGAACCGGGCUCCCUUUGGCCUACUCAUGCCCAGAUGCCAAAGCCUUGCUCUGGCGGCCACACCUACUAUACUACAAGUUAUCCUACCCUCCUUCGGCCGCGAAGAAGCUCCAUGUCUUCGAGAAUUGUCUGUGACAGCGAACGAAGAAAGUGACGACGAAGACGCGGAAAUGACGGCUUCACGGUGGCCAGCAAACCUUUUCAAGGGCAGCACUCCACGCCUUCGCGAAUUGACUUUGAACGACUUUGCUUGCUUUGAUUGGUCACAUGCAUUGCUUCGUGCGCCGUUGACGAGUUUGGUCGUUGACUUCGUUGACAGCGACUAUUUAUGCGCAAAGGAUCUGGAUCUGGAUAGUCCACAUCGAGCUGGGUGCUCACUCCAAAGUCUAGUCGACGCGAUAGAGUGCUUGCCGAGCUUGGAGAAGCUCGACUUGAGACAUUGCUUAUCCACCUCUUUGCUUUUCGGCGCCUCUGCUGCUCGGCCGAGGGUGAAGUUGCAAAACUUGCGGAACCUGGCCGUUGAAGACAACCCGCGAUCCUGCAACCUCUUCAACGAGUGCAUCUCCCUUAACUUUACCCAGACGUCUGUCGCAUACAAGUUUGGUCUCUCAGAUGACCACAACUCGGAGGAUAUGGCGACAUUCCUGCGUUCAAUCCCCCUCGAGAGUUUCUCCUAUCUGGAUGUUGUCGUUCACCAAUUCUCAUCCAAAGAUGUUCGGAGUAUACUCUUCUACUUCAACAACAACGACUCGGAGAAGCUUGGUUAUCAUUUGAGUCUCCAAGCAGACAUACAUGCCGCACCCGACGAAACUUCUGAGUAUUACCGCAAACUCUUGGUUACGAUGGCCGCUUCUCUCCGACUACAGCAUAUCUUUUCUCUUCGUGUUGCCAUAGGUCAGAGAGCCGGCAAGAUCACUGUGCCGAUGUGGCUCAACGCCUUCGCCCAUGCAUCCCGGGUCAGUCAACUGCACGUCGGGUCAAGCGAAGUUCCGUCUCUAUCGCAUGCACUAUGUUAUCGGCAAUCGUCGACGCCAAAGGCCUCCCCGAGGCUCUUUCAGCGUCUUGCGGCGGUAUAUCCAGCCGGUACGACCAGACGAGACAUGUUCUUCCUUGAGCGUGCGGUAGAGAUACGCGCUCCUGGCCGUUCUCUGGGAUAUUUCUACGUCGUACCCAACAUUCAUCAAGUCAGUAUCGCAACAUGGCGUCCCCGCGUUUACUGCGUCGAUCAAGAUGGGAAGCGAACAGUUUGGCGGCCUCCCAAUCCUCUCAAGCGGCAUAUUCUUCCCGGACGCCAUUCCCAUGAGUUCAAUGUGAGCACAGCUAUCGAAGCAAUGCGCAUCAAGAAGCGCGCGAAAAGAAAAGGCAAGCAGCCACACAUAUCUGCCACAGAGCACGAAGAGGCAUUACGAGAUGUAUAUGAGGAUAUCUAUCUGUACGCUUGA
Peniophora sp. CBMAI 1063 is the source of this 1896-nucleotide messenger RNA. NCBI's taxonomy places the organism in Eukaryota, Fungi, Basidiomycota, Agaricomycetes, Russulales, Peniophoraceae. The record is from the annotation of a GenBank genome assembly.